Messenger RNA from Hyaloscypha bicolor E, 1839 nucleotides. RefSeq names its product dihydroxy-acid dehydratase-like protein. Lineage: Eukaryota; Fungi; Ascomycota; Leotiomycetes; Helotiales; Hyaloscyphaceae. Gene Ontology annotation, biological process: branched-chain amino acid biosynthetic process. Gene Ontology annotation, molecular function: dihydroxy-acid dehydratase activity. The coding region runs from base 1 to 1839 and encodes 612 amino acids. The record is from RefSeq and is a predicted model, not a curated record. Gene Ontology annotation, cellular component: mitochondrion. The transcript has 13 exons.
AUGGAGCACUCCAACGGGACCAACGGGACCAACGGGACCAAUGGGAAUAUCCCAACGGCACGAUAUUUGACCUUCCCAGCCCUCAAACAUGGUACAAUCGUCAACGGGAAGCAAGCUUUGAACAGGUGGUCGUCCACUAUUACGAGAGACCACGAUUUUCCGGGGGCCCAGGCAAUGUUAUAUGCUGCUGGUGUUCCAAACAAAGCUGCAAUGAAAAGCCAUCCUCAAGUUGGUAUUUCUACAGUAUGGUGGGAAGGAAACCCUUGCAAUAUGCACCUCCUCGAUCUCGGAAAGACCGUGAAAGCUGCGGUACAGAAACAAGAAAUGAUUGGAUGGCAAUUCAACACGGUAGGGGUUUCGGAUGGGAUCACAAUGGGAGGAGAUGGCAUGCGAUUCUCAUUGCAGACUCGGGAAAUCAUUGCCGACAGCAUUGAAACAGUGACAUGUGCACAACAUCAUGACGCGAAUAUCUCGAUACCGGGGUGCGACAAGAAUAUGCCGGGGGUCAUUAUAGCUGCAGCCCGACAUAAUCGACCAUUUCUCAUGAUCUACGGUGGCACCAUCAAGAAAGGCUUCUCAAGGCUUCUGAACAAGGACAUCAACAUCAGCACAUGCUACGAAGCAGCCGGAGCUUUUAACUAUGGUCGAUUGAGAGCUGCUGAAGGAGCUGGGGAAAUUGGUCGCACUCCAAGCGAUGUUAUGGAUGACCUGGAACAGCAUGCUUGUCCCGGCGCCGGAGCAUGCGGUGGGAUGUAUACGGCAAAUACUAUGAGCACAGCCAUCGAAGCUAUGGGUCUUUGCCUCCCAGGAUCCUCGUCAAAUCCAGCCGAAUCACCAGCCAAGAUGAGAGAGUGCGCAAAAGCAGCUGACGCAAUCAAAAUAUGCAUGGAGAAAAACAUCCGGCCUCGCGAUCUGAUGACCAAGGAGUCGUUCGAGAACGCUCUGGUGAUGACAAUGGCUUUUGGGGGCUCGACAAACAGCGUUCUUCACUUUCUCGCCAUGGCUGGCACAGCCGAAGUGCCUCUUUCUCUAGACGACUUCCAACGUGUCAGCGACAAGAUCCCCUUCCUUGCAGACCUCGCUCCUAGCGGUAAAUACUUCAUGGAAGACCUCUAUAACAUUGGCGGGACACCCUCUGUGCUCAAAUUGCUUGUUGCAGCAGGUCUCAUGAACGGCAAUAUCCCUACCGUGACCGGGAAAACGCUCGCUGAAAACAUUGCUCCCUUCCCUUCUCUGCCACAGGAUCAGGUCAUCAUCCGACCGAUUUCGAAUCCGAUCAAAGCUACCGGACACCUACAGAUUCUUCGUGGAAAUCUUGCGCCGGGUGGAGCUGUGGCGAAGAUUACUGGGAAAGAAGGCCUCGUCUUCAAGGGAAAGGCGAGGGUGUUUAAUAAAGAGCAUGAACUCGACACAGCUCUUAAUAAGGGCCAGAUUCCUCAUGGUGAGAAGCUGGUCUUGAUUGUGAGAUACGAGGGUCCAAAAGGCGGGCCGGGUAUGCCAGAACAAUUGAAGUCAAGUGCAGCGAUUAUGGGAGCUGGACUCAAGAAUGUGGCUUUAGUUACUGAUGGGAGGUACUCGGGUGCCAGUCAUGGUUUCAUCGUGGGCCACGUCGUUCCCGAAGCUGCAGUGGGAGGACCCAUAGCAGUCGUUCAAGACGGCGAUGUCGUCACAAUAUCUACCGAGACAAAUACCAUUAGCAUGGACGUCAGUGGCGAGGAGAUCGCAAAUCGCCUGAAAGCUUGGAAACCACCAAAGAGUGCGGUCAACCGAGGGGUUCUGGCAAAGUACGCCAAGCUUGUUGGAGAUGCUUCUCAUGGAGCUAUGACAGAUCUGUUCUAA